UAUCCUCUGAUGGCUGCUUCCAGCAGGAUAAUGCACCAUGUCAUAAAGCUCCAAUCAUUUCAAAUUGGUUUCUUGAACAUGACAAUGAGUUCACUGUACUACAACGGCCCCCACAGUCACCAGAUCUCAACCCGAUAGAGCAUCUUUGGGAUGUGGUGGAACGGGAGCUUUGUGCCCUGGAUGUGCAUCCCACACAUCUCCAUCAACUGCAAGAUGCUAUCCUAUCAAUAUGGGCCAACAUUUCUAAAGAAUGCUUUCAGCACCUUGUUGAAUCAAUGCCAUGUAGAAUUAAGGCAGUUCUGAAGGUGAAAGGGGGUCAAACACCGUAUUAGUAUGGUGUUCCUAACUAUUCUUUAAGUGAGUGUAUAUUUAUAUACAUAUAUAUGAUUAGCACUGCCUAUCGGGGCUCAGUGAGCUUCCAGCACAGCAGGGGCGCUAGUGCACCUUUUCGCUGGUCAACCACCGAAAAAAGCAGAAACCGGAAGCUGCUAGCAGAGCUAGCUUGUUGUUCUGGUGCGUGAGGAGAACGUUUGAGGCUCUGUAGUAAAAAAAUGUCUUCACCUCAGUCUUUGGGAGAGUUGAUCAGCUAAAGCGACUAACUGCUGCUGCUGCUGCUGCUGCUGCAGAAAUCUUCUCACCAGGCGGUGGAAACGUUCUUCUCCUCAACAACUUGGUGGAGUUCUUUCCAGAAGCAGAGAAGAUUCUGCGGUCUUCGUGACAAUUGGAGCUCCAAAAGCAGCUGUUAGCUAAACACGGCUAAAGAAAACCUGCUACCACUUCAGGAUCAUCCAUCAGCAUGGACACAGUUUCUAUAAAGAGUGAGGAUGAAGAGAAACCUCUGACGUCACACCUUCAUCAGCUGCAACUAGACAACAGAGGUGUUCCAACCAGCAGCUCAGCUGACCAGAUGACAGCAGGAAGUAGCAGGAACCCAGAUCUGAACCAUCAUGAACAGCCAUCUGGUUCAUCUGAGACUGCAGUUUCUAUAAAGAGUGAGGAAGAUGAAGAGAAACCACUGUUCUCACAACUUCAUCAGCAGAAAUUAGAAGACAGAGAUGUUCCAACUAGCAGCUCGACUGAGCAGAAGGUGGCAGAAACCGAUGGAGGAGCAGAAACUGGCAUGAACCCAUAUCUGAACCUUCAUGAACAGAUAUCCGAUUCAUCAGAGACUGAAGUCAGUGGAGAUGAUGAAGAGGAUGAUGAUGUGAACCUAGACUCUUUCCUGUUAGACUUUAGGCCUGAAACUGGAGACGAAGAUAUUGGCUGCAAUAAGAGCAGGUCUUCUGGGCCAGAUGUUAAGGCUGUCAACAGGCCCUUUAGCUGCCCUGAAUGUGGUAAACUAUUUCUUCACAAGUGGUCUCUCCAGAAACACGUGAGACUGACAAGUCAUUCAACAAGAAGGUCUUUAGGAUGUUUGGUUAAGAAAAAGUGUGUCACAGUGAAGCAACAUGUAGACUCAUGCAGGAAAGUCCAGAAAGAAAUAAUGAGAGUCCACACAGGACAGAAGCCUUUUGCCUGUGAGGGCUGUGGUAAAAAAUUUAGCAGUAAAACACGUUUAAACAGUCACAUGAGAGUCCACACAGGACAAAAGCUGUUUGCCUGUGAGCUCUGUGAAAAAAGAUUUAGCAGUAAGACACAUUUAAACAGUCACAUGAGAGUCCACACAGGGCAAAAGCCUUUUACCUGUGAGCUCUGUGGUUUAAGAUUUACCCGUAAGACACAUUUAAAAAGUCACUUAACAGUCCACACAGGACUAAAGCCUUUUACCUGUGAGCUCUGUGGUAAAAAAUUUGCACAUAAGACAACUUUAAACAAUCACAUAAGAGUACACACAGGGCAGAAGCCUUUUUCCUGUGAGCUCUGUGAAAAAAGAUUUGGCAGUAAGACACAUUUAAAUGUUCACAUGAGAGUCCACACAGGACAAAAGCCGUUUGCUUGUGAGCUCUGUGGUCAAAAAUUUGCCCACAAUGUAACUUUAAGCCGUCACAUAAGAGUACAUACAGGACAGAAGCCUUUUGCUUGUGAGAUUUGUGGUCAGAAAUUUACCCAUAAGUCAACUUUAAACAAUCACGUAAGAGUCCACACAGGACAGAAGCCUUUUACUUGUGAGCUCUGUGGUUUAAAAUUUACCCGUAAGACAACUUUAAACAGUCACAUGAGAAUCCACACAGGACAGAAGCCUUAUGCCUGUGAGUUCUGUGGUAAAAAAUUUACCCAUAAGGCAAAUUUAAACAGUCACAUGACAGUCCACACAGGACUAAAGCCUUUUACCUGUGAGCUCUGUGGUUUAAGAUUUACCCGUAAGACAACUUUAAACAAUCACAUGAAAGUCCACACAGGACUAAAGCCUUUUACCUGUGAGCUCUGUGAAAAAAGAUUUAGCAGUAAGACAUAUUUAAACAGACACAUGAGAAUCCACACAGGACCAAAACCUUUUGCCUGUGAGAUCUGUGGAAAAAAUUUGACCAAAAAGUCAAAUUUAAACAGUCACAUGAGAGUCCACACAGGACAGAAGCCCUUUGCCUGUGAAAUCUGUGGUCGAAAUUAUCGACAGAUGGGAACUUUAAAAGUUCACAUGAGAAUCCACACAGGACAGAAGCCUUUUGCUUGUGAAAUCUGUGGUCGAAAUUACCGACAUAUGGAAACUUUAAAAAGUCACAUGAGAGUCCAUACAGGACAGAAGCCUUUUGCCUGUGAAAUCUGUGGUCGAAAUUUUCGACUUAAGGGAGCUUUAAACAGUCACAUGCUUGUCCACACAAGAUAAACGCCUUUUGCCUGUGAGCCCUGUGGAAAAAGAUUUACCCGUAAGACAACUUAAAACAAUCACGAGAGUCCACACAGGACAGAAGCCUUUUGCCUGUGAACUCUGUGAUGAAAGAUUUCACCAAAAGGUUACUUUAAACCGUCACAUGACAGUCCACACGGGACGGAAGCCUUUUUCCUGUGAGAUUUGUGGCCAAGGAUUUAGCCGUAAGACAAUUUUUGACGAUCACAUGAGUGCCUACACGGGACUGAAGAAACUCACUAUACAAGUUCUAGAAAUGAUCAUUAUAGCAGAGUGCUGAUCAUUGAUGCACUCCGCAGGCAGCUGCGUCCUGUGCACGGCCACAGUAACAUUCUCAAAGUGGCGCCAUCAAAGGAUAUAAUUGUUUAUGUCCGCUCAUAUUUUCUGUGGUACUUUGUCUUUUAUUUGUGCCUGACGUGCUCUGCUGCAGUUCAGAUCACCUUCAAAACUCAGUCCCAUACCCAGUGCCGUAUAAAGGCAUUUUGGGGGCCAAAGUAAAACUUCCUCUCACAGGGCUCCACAAAAAUAAACAAUCAAUGAUGAACAAGAGUCUGCUUCUAGACCUGCAGGAGAAAAAAAGAAAAACGACACACAAGAAUAGAACAGGAGCAAAUAAUCACUGUGUCAACCUGAUGAGGAAAUAUUAAAUCAACAUUGUUUUACAGAACAAUCAAACAAUAAUAAAUCACAGUGCAUUAAGUGCCAACCACAGCCUCAAGAAAUGUGUUGAACGUGCCCAAGUCCAUACUUUUGAGAGCACCAUGUGAGCACCUGUGUGCGUACCUGCGCUUGUAUAUAUAAGGUUUCUCUAUAGGAACGUCCAAUAGAGAGUGUGAGGGGCCACAGAUCUGCCCUCCAAAGAUGUGUAGGAGAUGGAAGGAGCUCCAAGUCUCAGAGAUCCAGGAGCUGCCCCAAAGCCCAGAGACCCCAGGGAGACUGCAACCAGAAAAGCCCCUGCCCCCCUCAAGAGGCGCAGAGAAUCGCCCCGGGAGGCCACAACCAGCAGCCGGCGGAGUCCCAGGGGAUAUCAGCGGCAAGCCUACAGGCCCGCCCGCAGCCUCCCAUCCCUAAGUCGGUCGAGCCCGGAACCCAGCAACUCGGGGACCCAGAGGCAACCAGCCCCGCCGGAUACCCAACAGAGCCCAGGGACUCAGAUCCCACCAGGUAGCCAUCGAGAUUAAUCAGGCAGAUGUCAAAAUUUUUAAACCCCCUGACCCGGGAGCCGCGAACACUCAGGCAGACCAAGGCACAACACUCCACACCAAGUGUGGCAGGGGAGAGGAGGCGAAGAUGUGUAGCAGCAAAAGUUGUUCCAGGAGAGGGGAGGAGUCAAAUGCCCCACCUGACAUAAACAGUCGUACUCAAACAUAGUCACACACUCCCUCCCUCAUGCUGUCAUAUACACGUACAACCUAAGACAUGCUGCACAAAGGUACAACCAUCAUCGGUUCUCAGAGUUCGACCCUUCCUGCUGGGGUGCUGAUGAGCAGGCUCCUCCACCCAACGCCGAACAAAGCGACCCACCACCCCAGCCAGACGGCCAGAUCCCCCUCCUAGCCUCCAUUCCCGGGAAACCAAGCAACAACAGAAGUGUGCUAAGACCCCUAGUCUCCCUCCGCCUGCUCCAAUAUAGUGUUAGUGUGUGUUGAUGAGGUGUAUUCGUGGCUGUGGUGAGCGGGCAGUGCAGGCAUCAUCUGGCCUACGCCAGCUGGGGGAGAGAGGAUUGAAAAUUCUGGAGAAAGAGUAAAACAUCAUCUCCAUAAAGACUGAUCUUUUGUUUUAUCUUCUUACACUUUAUGCCUUUAAUACCUGUUGUUUGCCUAAUUGCUUAAGUGUUUUAUAAUUUUUUUAAUCUCUUGGUUUGUUGUACCUUGUACAGCGCUUUGGGUGUAGCUUUGCUGCUGUAAAUGCGCUCUAUAAAUAAAAUUGACCUUGACCUUUCAUAAUUAUAUACACUCACCCAAAGAAUUAUCAGGAACACCACACUAAUACGGUGUUUGACCCCCAUUCUCCUUCAGAACUGCCUUAAUUGUACGUGGCAUUGAUUCAACAAGGUGCUGAAAGCAUUCUUUAGAAAUGUUGGCCCAUAUUGCUAGGAUAGCAUCUUGCAGUUGAUGGAGAUGUGUGGGAUGCACAUCCAGGGCACGAAGCUCCCGUUCCACCACAUCCCAAAGAUGCUCUAUCGGGUUGAGAUCUGGUGACUGUGGGGGCCGUUGUAGUACAGUGAACUCAUCGUCAUGUUCAAGAAACCAGUUUGAAAUGAUUGGAGCUUUAUGACAUGGUGCAUUAUCCUGCUGGAAGCAGCCAUCUGAUGGCUACUUGUUGGGAACAUGGUGGUCAUGAAGGGAUGGACAUGGUCAGAAACAAGCCCGUGGCAUUUAAACCAUGCCCAAUUGGCACUAAGGGGCCUAAAGUGUGCAAAGAAAACAUUCCCCACACCAUUACACCUCCACCACCACCAGCCUGCACAGUGGUAACAAGGCAUGAUGGAUCAAUGUUCUCAUUCUUUUUAUGCCAAAUUCUGACUUUACCAUUUGAAUGUCUCAACAAAAAUGGAGACUCAUCAGACCAGGCAACAUUUUUCCAGUCUUCAACUGUCCAGUUUUGGUGAGCUGGUGCUAAUUGUAGCCUCUUUUUCCUGUUUGUAGUGGAGACGAGUGGUACCUGGUGGGGUCUUCAGCUGUUGUAGCCCGUCUGCCUCAAGGUUGUGCGUGUUGUGGCUUCACAAAUGCUUUGCUGCGUUCCUCGGUUGUAACGAGUGGUUAUUUCAGUCAAAGUUGCUCUUCUAUCAGCUUGAAUCAGUCGGCCCAUUCUCCUCUAACCUCUAGCAUCAACAAGACAUUUGGCCCACAGGACUGCCGCAUACUGGAUGUUUUUCCCUUUUCACACCAAUCUUUGUAAACCCUAGAAAUGGUUGUGGGUGAAAAUCCCAGUAACUGAGCAGAUUGUGUAAAACUCAGACCGGCCCGUCUGGCACCAACAACCAUGCCACGCUCAAAAUAGCUUAAAUCACCUUUCUUUCCCAUUCUGACCUUCAGUUUGGAGUUCAGGAGAUGGUCUUGACCAGGACCACGCCCCUAAAUGCAUUGAUGCAGCUGCCAUGUGAUUGGUUGAUUAGAUAAUUGCAUUAAGGAGAAGUUGAACAGGUGUUCCUAAUAAUCCUUUAGGUGAGUGUAAGUUUAGAGGUUUAGGGGAGCUGAGCACUCAGAAAGCUACUUAGCCAGCAUAAAUGUCACAGUUCAGUACAUUUUAAUUUCAUUUCCAUUUUUGUGAAAGGAAAGACAAUUUCUUUAUCCACAAAUAAAAUAAAGAUUUAACAAGUCACAAACUGUGUUUAAUAGAUUAUGCUAUCAAUGUAUCUGUAUCUGGUCCCAGCUUCUUCCUGGACAAGCCGGGACUCCCAACUCCACCUCCUACCCACAUACAGGUCCUUCUCAAAAAAUUUGCAUAAUGUGAUUAAGUUCAUUAUUGUCUGUAAUGUACUAAUAAACAUUAGACUGUGUUUGAAUGUUUUUGUUAUUUGUUUAAAUGUAAUAAAAUUUCUAUUAAUUGAUAA
Messenger RNA from Nothobranchius furzeri (turquoise killifish), 6341 nucleotides. Its product is annotated as zinc finger protein 271. Gene Ontology annotation, molecular function: RNA polymerase II transcription regulatory region sequence-specific DNA binding; DNA-binding transcription factor activity, RNA polymerase II-specific. Lineage: Eukaryota; Metazoa; Chordata; Actinopteri; Cyprinodontiformes; Nothobranchiidae. Gene Ontology annotation, biological process: regulation of transcription by RNA polymerase II. The record is from RefSeq and is a predicted model, not a curated record. Gene Ontology annotation, cellular component: nucleus.